Messenger RNA from Mauremys mutica (yellowpond turtle), 1059 nucleotides. RefSeq names its product CMRF35-like molecule 1. Bases 1 to 759 code for a protein of 252 amino acids. The record is from RefSeq and is a predicted model, not a curated record. The transcript has 6 exons. Gene Ontology annotation, molecular function: transmembrane signaling receptor activity. Lineage: Eukaryota; Metazoa; Chordata; Testudines; Geoemydidae. Gene Ontology annotation, cellular component: plasma membrane.
AUGGUGAAGCACAACAGAGUCUCCAUCAAAGACAUUCACACUUUCUGCACGUUCAUAGUGACCAUGAAAAACCUCACAGAGGGAGACUCCGGGACUUACUGGUGUGGGAUAGACAGACUGGGAUGGGAUCUCAUGUUCUCUGUGAAAGUGAACGUUCUUCCAGCUGUUCCUGCCUCACCACCGCCAGCACCAAUGAGAGAGACAACAGUUCAUGCUGCCUCCACUGAGCCUCCUUUCAGAUGGACUGCCCCUCAAGUGGCUGAAUCUAGCUCCACCGUUCACAGCAGCGACCCUCCUGCAAGUACAACAGACCCAGUCCUCCAUAUCCUGACACCAUGCCUCCUGCUGGUUCUACUGCUGAUUCUGUUCAUGGUUGUACUGUUUAGAAGGAUGUCGCAGAGGAGAAACAAAGCCCUUGAGAGAGCAUCUGGACAAAGGGAAAAGAACUUCCAUCCCUAUCGGCUGGUACCUGGAAACACCCCGUCGUCCUUCGUUACCAGUGAUCCUGCAGCCUCUUGUAAGGCAGCCAUCUGCAUGCCCAUGGAGGAGACACCCGACUCAGCAGCUGAUGAGGAUGUCUAUGAAAAUGCCGCACAUGAGACCCAGGCUUCAAGAUCGACAGAAGAGGUUGUUCCUGGCACAGUGAAAUUUAUGACCUCACAUCAGCAGACCACCUAUGCCAAUCUGAAUCCAAACACACGCAGUAGGACAUCCCCCUCUCGUCAUCAAGGAAAGCGUGGGAAAAAAAAUACUGGAUGAAGCUCAAUGCUCUUGGAACAUUCCCCCUCCUACUGUUGGAAUUUUUAGCAGCUUGUUCUCAUUUCCCUGCUGUUACAUAGACACUUUCAGAUUCCUGUUCCUCCAUUAUUCUUAUGCCAGGUCCCCUGUACUGAGAUGCUAGUGUUGCUGCUGAUUGUGUUUCAUUCCCAGUGAGACUGUUUCACAGAUUUACUUACCGCUCAGUGCUUCUCGUUCUUCACAUCAACUGGAAAUAGAACAUAUUCCUGGUGGCUUCACCUUCAGAAGGACUUUGUGUGGGUCUGCAGGUUUGGCACACUC